Pimephales promelas (fathead minnow) is the source of this 4629-nucleotide messenger RNA. It is a transcript of the gene gpbp1l1, whose product is annotated as GC-rich promoter binding protein 1-like 1. The record is from RefSeq and is a predicted model, not a curated record. Gene Ontology annotation, molecular function: RNA binding; DNA binding. NCBI's taxonomy places the organism in Eukaryota, Metazoa, Chordata, Actinopteri, Cypriniformes, Leuciscidae. Gene Ontology annotation, biological process: DNA-templated transcription; positive regulation of DNA-templated transcription. Gene Ontology annotation, cellular component: nucleus.
UUGUUUACAUAAGUUUUUGUAACCAUUUAACUCCAAAAUAUAUUUCACGAGUAUAAUUGCAACUUGCAAACCUAAAAAAGUCCGCGCACUGUGUGUUUCAAGCCCUCUCAAGAGACUAUUUCCAGCUGGCUUGAGCUGGGGCAGAAAUGUUAUGACGCGUCGAGCGCUCUGUGCUCUGAGAUCGAUUAGCUCGUCUGUGCAGAAGUAGACAGGAACAAGCUAGAGACGGAUUGGCAAAGUCGGAACGAGUGUGAUUAAAAACACAAACAAAAUACAUAAUCAGAUAUACGACAACCUCCAAAUGUCAAAUUGGCUUGACAAGCGGCGCAUCGUUGUCUUUGAUUAAGUUAUUGGGAUAGACAAGGGAUCAAAAGAAUUGGUCUGCAGAUUAUUUGUGAAGAUCUGGAGGAAGAAAGACCUGUUGGAUUUGUGACUGCAGGAUUUUAAGAGACCCAAGAUUUCCCAAGAUGAAAUAAUACAAUCUGGAGUACACCUGUUAUUUCACAGUGAAUGUUUAAGGUUUGCUUGCACCUGGACGCUUGUGUUUUGUCAUUGAGUUUCAUUUGAAUCCCCAAUGCACGGUACAUCGUGUUUAACCAGAAUCUGUGCAAAUUGGCUUCAAGUUACUCGCCUGUGGAAGUUUCUUCUGAUUUGAUGAUCUGGAAGAUUGGAAGUGUUGUUAGGAGGCAAAUCAUAUUUACUUCCAAUUUUUUCGGUAGCCUAACGUGAUAUUGGUUCACCAGCCAUUUAUCAGCCAUGUGGGCCGAUAAUUAAAGAUGUCAAGUUUUCAUUGUUUGGUUCACUGAAGCAUCCAAAGUAUGAGCUGUUGAAGGCUAAAGCAAUUCUCAUGACUUUAUAACAUAAAGCACUUCUAGCUAUUGUGAUGUGACAAAUCAGCCCCCCUCCCCUUUUCGCCCUGACGUAGCACCUUCGCUGUUUUGAUGAGGUGAAUAUAUUCAGAUCACCACUUUCCGCAAACCAGCAUUGUGUGGUACAAACCCACUCUCCGUUUUUUUUGUCGCUGUGUGUGUCUUCAGCCGAAAAUGAGUUCGUAAAGGAGUUUUUGAGUGUCCGAGCAGGCACACCGUGCUGCCACCACAAGCCCCCAGAAUAAGAGACUGGACUUGUAUCCGGUCGCCCUGAAUGCACACUGUCAUCGUCGGUGAACUAAGGGUGUCGUGGAGGGUCACUCUGGCAUUACAGAUCAAACGCAUACGCUACUCGUCCACAACUACACGCCAUUGAUCAAAAACAACACGUCACCAUCUUUUCCAUCACCUAACAAUUUUACCUUGGGCUGCACAAGUUUCACUUCCAUCCCCUUCUUUGCACUUUCCUGGAAACUGGAGUUUGCCUGUGGCAGGAGCUGUGGUUGUCCUGAGGCUUCAAAGCCUGUGAAAGUGCGUCGGUUGGGCCCUCUACAAAGACACAGCCAAGGACAGGGCCAUCGAACUACAGAGCCUUUGUCUCUGGGUUCAGGCCAUGAGGUUUGAUGCCUCCAUCCACUGACGGGAGACACUGGACCUAAAUGGCGCAGCAUGACUUUGUUCCUGCCUGGCUUAACUUCUCCACGCCUCAGCCCGCCAAGUCCCCUGCUGCCCCCCUUGAGAAGCAUGGAGAGCACUUUCCCCGCGGAGACAGCCGGCCGGGAGUUAACCGUCGCAGACACAACUCCUCUGAUGGCUUCUUCAACAAUGACCCACUAAGAGCCCCUGGAGGUGAUGGGUGGCAGCAGCCAUCUCUAUUGAGGCAUGACUCUGUAGACUCUGGUGUUGCGAAGGGGAGUCAGGGGGGAUUGGGAGGCGGACCAGGGUGGAAGGAGACCCCCAGCUGGCAUGGGGUACCGAGGGGCCAGGAAGGUCCUCACCACCACCAUGCUAGGCAUAUCAAACGUGGUGGAGGUGAAAGGGACCGACAGGGAGGCCACCGACAACGUAAUGGAAACUUUCAUCCACGCAAAGGUGGCUCAUAUCAGGACAGAUAUUCUGAUGAGGAGCGCAAUGAUGACAAACUCAAGUUUGUUGAUGAGGAUUUUCCCUCCUUGAACCCAGAGACGACUGGAAAGCCAGCAAGUCAGCCUCGUGCUGUCGGAACUCCAGCAGGAGUAUGGGAGAACCCCCCUAGUGCUAAGCAGGCUAUGUCUAAGAUGCUGGUCAUUAAGAAAGUGUCUAAGGAGGACCCCAGUGCUGCUUUCUCUGCUGGCUUCGCCAGUGCUGGCCCUCUGUCCGCCAAUGGUUCUAAAGUCCCCAUCACUGGACCCAGUGUCUACAAGAAUCUGGUGCCCAAACCUGCCACUGCCCCCACCAAGUCUGGACCAUGGAAACCCAAUGGAAGGGAAACUAAAGUGGGUUUGCAUUUCUCUGGACGGGAUUCAGCCUUCACCAGCCCUGUGUCUGUGACCAAACCUCUGACACCUGUCAGUGCACCUGCCCAUGGCACUUCUAAAGAGCCACCCUCCAGCACCACCCCUCCCAUAGACAUCACCCCCUCAAGGCUAAAACUGAUGCGCCGCAGCACAGACCGUAAGAGUGAGUUCCUGCGUGGACUAAAGGAUGAGAGAAAUGGGGAUAUGAGUGACUGCCACAGCCCAGGAGCUCCAGCAGAGGGAGAGGGAAGCACCCCUGAACUAAAAGAGUUUGGUAAGAGUCAUGAGAAUGGCAUCUCCCACUCUCUCAGUGACUCAGACCCAGAGCACUUGUCCAGCUCUCUGGAGGCGGAGCACAGGUUGUUGAAGGCUAUGGGAUGGCAAGAAUACCCAGAAAAUGAUGACAACUUCCAGCCCCUCACUGAAGACGAACUCAAAGAGUUUCAAGCUAAAACUGAAAAGAUGAAGAAGAUUGGUUUUGGGCGUAAUGGUGUGCUCUUGAAGCCACGUAAUGUGGCCUUGCUAACCUGGAGGAACACCCCAAACCCUGGCCUGGAAGAGGGCUCCGAAUCUGAGACAAGCAGUAGCAGCCAGACCUCUGAUGAUGAUGAUACCUGAUGUGGCUUUAACCACCACUCCCACAUCUCCCUUUCUCUCAAUCUGUCUCGUCCAUCACACCCAGUUAUUUCAAACUAAAAGAAGAAAGAAAAGAUUAUUUUCAUGGACAAGGAACAUCGGUCAUAUCCCAGGCGGAGAGAAAAAGGAAUCACUUGUCACCUCAUAGGCGAUAUAUUUGUUUGAUCCCCCAUCCCCCUCUUUUCUCUCCUCGUCUGCUUUUUGUUCUUUAUCCUGAACUAGAAAUGUCAAAGAAAGCCACAUGCACCCCUCCACCAGAUCUUUUUUGUUUUGCUUGGGAAAAAGACUAAUUCAUAAUAAUAACACCAAUUAUAACCGUGAUUUAACGUGAAAUAUGACAUCAUUCUGAAUGUUCUAUAAAAUGGCUUUGACACCUUUCUAAAAGCUUUUUUUUUUUUUUCCUUUUCGCGAAAACAAUUCGUAGCAUUAGUGUUAAGAUGAAACAAUCAUUGUGAGCCGCUGACUGUCCCUCAUAGAAAUGAACUCAAGCCAGUCAUCCCUGCAGCAAGGAAGAACUAAAGCAACACUGAAUGGACUGUCACAUGCAGUCUGGCAGCUAGAACAUCAGUCCAUUUCUGGCUCCAGUUUCAGCGAACCCUGCUCAUUUUCACGCUUCUCAUUCUGCAGAAUCAUACUAAUAUACCUGAUUUCAUAUGUCUGCCAAGUACACAUGUGAGAAAAAAAACCUUAAAGCUUGUUUAAAAGUUAGUUGCAGAAGAGAUUGUUGGGAACUGGUUUUUGAAUAAAGGUAAAGUUUGGAUGGAAGGGUCUAAGUUAAUGUUGCAUUCUGGUACGCCAGAUGAAUAUACAGAUGUUCAGUUCACUAAGGUUCGGUUUUGUUUUGGAAAAAUUCGAAAAAACAUAAACCGACUGUCUUUCUGGCCCAUAUAUGGUAUAAAGGUUGUUGUUUUUUUCCUGAAUAACCUAAAAGCUGUUUUAUUUAAACCAUAUUGAAAUCCUGAACAUUUCCGAGUUCUAUAAAAAGCGUUCUCGUGCUUCUAGAAAUAAUGCUGUGGCAAUCAUUUUCAAAGCUUUACAUUCAUUGCAUGUGGAUUGAUAGGGGUAUUGAUAAGGUAUUCAAUAAACACAAGAAAGGUUUGAUUAUCUUAUUCCCUCACAAAUCCCAAAUAAAUAAAAAAAAUCUACCCAAUGGAAUAGAAGGCAUUAAACAUUUUUGAGCUUAUGUAAUGUUUACAAUGCAGGAAUUAAUCCGAUGUCUGGUUUGUAAUGACUGUGAACUUUCUUCGAGCGAUUCAGUAAGAUGGCUUGCACUUUUUGUUCUGCUAUGUGUUGUUCCUUAAAGCGUUCAUUUUGGGAGCUGAGUUCUAUCCCUGCUGCUGGAAGUAGAGAUCCAUCUUUAAAAGUUCUUUGUUUCAUGAGGGACUGCUGGUGUAAAUUGUGCAUCUCCUUUUUUUGUACCUUGUUUUUUCUGAUAGGGUAUAAAAUUGCUUUAUCACAGAUUUAAGUUUCUUUUUUAAUUUUGGUACAGCUGUAAAAAUUCCCACUUAAAUAGUUUUUUUUUUUUUUCUUCUUCUUUUGUUUGCAUUAUAUUGUUUCUGCAGCCUUGAUAUUCAGGGUGGAUUGUAAAAAAAUAUAAGAAUAAAAAAUUGUGAGUUUUGGAAGAUUAA